This is a messenger RNA of Paraphaeosphaeria sporulosa, 1524 nucleotides long. RefSeq names its product CAF1-domain-containing protein. The record is from RefSeq and is a predicted model, not a curated record. Gene Ontology annotation, molecular function: poly(A)-specific ribonuclease activity; nucleic acid binding. The transcript is spliced from 2 exons. Bases 1 to 1524 code for a protein of 507 amino acids. Lineage: Eukaryota; Fungi; Ascomycota; Dothideomycetes; Pleosporales; Didymosphaeriaceae. Gene Ontology annotation, cellular component: CCR4-NOT complex; CCR4-NOT core complex; P-body.
AUGCCUCCACACGGGGGCCGCUUCCCCGGCCACAACCUCUCGAACCCCUUCGCCCACCUCUCACAGCCGAUCCACCAGCAACCGCAGCUGCAGCAGCAGCAGCACCAGCAGAACAUGCAGCACCCCGGCUUCGGCGCCGCGAACCCGCAACACAACCUGAGUCUGUUCAGCCACAACCAAGGCAACUUCCAGUCAAAUGCGGCGCUCGCCGGCAUAGGAGGCGGCGCGGCAGGCCUCGGCGCGGCAGCAACGCUCGGCGGGGUAAGUGGAGGAACCGGACUGGACGGCCACGAAGCGCGCCUGCGUUUUGCUCACGGUGCUCAACUGCAACAGGAUGCCCAGAUGGGUCGCGCGCAAGACGGAACCAAAGGCAUUGCCGGGCAGCGGAUACGCGAGGUGUGGCGGAACAACCUGCACCAGGAGAUGGAACUGCUGCGCUCCUUGGUCGAGAAGUACCCCUACAUCAGCAUGGACACCGAGUUCCCCGGAGUCGUUGCUCGUCCGAUUGGCGACUUCAACUCCAAAGCCUCGUACCACUACCAGACCGUUCGCUGCAACGUCGACCUCCUCAAGAUCAUCCAGUUAGGAGUCACGCUUUUCUCAAUCCGAGGCGAAGUACCGCCAUCCCAUCUCGACCCUUCAGAGCUGAACUACCAACCGAAAGCGGUAUUACAGUACGCCAACAACAUAGUAGUCUGCCCAUGCACCUGGACUUUCAACUUUCAGUUCUCUCUGGAGGAUGACAUGUACAAUGAGGAGUCCAUCCAGAUGCUGAAGAAGUCUGGCGCCGACUUCCAGAAGCUUGCAGAACAAGGAAUUGACACACAGGAAUUCGGAUCCCUCUUGAUAACCUCUGGCAUGAUCCUGACUCCCGACGUCAACUGGAUAUCGUUCCACUCGGGCUAUGAUUUCGCGUACCUCAUCAAGAUGCUCACCGCUAAGCCAUUACCCGAAAACGAGGAAGACUACCGCAAUCUCGUUGAAGUCUUCUUCCCACGACUGCUGGAUGUCAAGUACCUGUGGCGACACGCAAACGGUCUCGUGCGCCGCGGGGUGAUAGGGUCCCAGGCAACGAGCAUACUCAACAACCUCGGCACAAAAUCUGGUCUCCAAGAUCUUGCCGAUGAGCUGGGUUGCCAGCGCAUCGGCAAUUCGCAUACCGCUGGCUCUGACGCUUGGCUCACUGGAACUGUGUUUUGGGAGCUUCAGAAGAAAAUAUUUGAUGGCAAGGUACCGGACGAUAUGAAUGGUCAAAUGUGGGGUCUCACCGGAGUCGGUCCGCCAGCCAGUGCGACUGCCCAAGCUGCCGUUCUCGCUGCCCAAGGACAGAACCUCACCGGCUACCAGGGAAUGAACGGCGGUAUGAUGUUCCACCCAGGCGGUCAAGCCGGCCACCGGGACGGACCUAGUACUCCUACUAGCCAUCCCGCUGGUCUGGCAUCGACCCCAGGCCCAUCGCAUGGAGGCAUAAUUACACCUGGUGCCACGGGAACGUUUGGCGAGUUCAGAUAUGGCGGCAAGUAG